Elaeis guineensis (African oil palm) is the source of this 2689-nucleotide messenger RNA. Its product is annotated as protein ETHYLENE-INSENSITIVE 3-like 1a. Gene Ontology annotation, cellular component: nucleus. Lineage: Eukaryota; Viridiplantae; Streptophyta; Magnoliopsida; Arecales; Arecaceae. Gene Ontology annotation, molecular function: DNA-binding transcription factor activity; DNA binding. The record is from RefSeq and is a predicted model, not a curated record.
UCCCAUCGUCGUAUGCCCCACUUCCCACUGGAGAGAGAGAGAGAGCGAUCGCUGUUCAAGCGAGGACCACCGCCCCCUAUCUCUUUUAUAAUAUCUCUCCAGAUACGGAGUCCCCUUCUCCAACUUUUUUUUUCCCCUUCUUCUCUUCUCCUCUCCUCUCCUCUCCUCUCCUGUCUCUUUUCCAUCAUCGCUUAUCGUCGUCGUCGUCGUCAGUAGAGGAGAUUGCUUUCAUGGAGUAGCGGAGCCAGAUCCAGAGCCGAAGUCUAGCUAGAAGAAGGAAGAAGCAAUCAAGGACUUUAUUGCAUCUGCUUUCAAUUCUGCUAAUAUAGACUUAAUUGCCCGUGCUGCUAACAAUGAUGGGUGGGCUGUUAAUGGACAGUAUGAUCUUCUCUGGUAGCCAGAAUAACUAUGUGCCGUCUGUUAAUGAGAAGAAUAUCAGUUUUGGUGCCCUCCUUAAUCAGCCUGUUGUUGGUGAUGCCAUUUUAGGCGAGGGAGAUCUAGUGGACCCUCCCUCUGAAAACUUUGCUGAGGCUGGAGAAGAGGAGAGUGACGAUGACAUUGACAUAGAGGAACUGGAGCGGCGUAUGUGGAGGGAUCGGAUGCGGCUUAAGCGUUUGAAAGAACAGCAACAGAACAAGAACAAGGAACAAGGGGCUGACUCGGCUAAGCAGCGCCAGUCCCAGGAGCAGGCUCGGCGGAAGAAGAUGUCUCGUGCCCAGGAUGGGAUCCUGAAGUACAUGCUGAAAAUGAUGGAGGUCUGCAAGGCCCAAGGCUUUGUCUAUGGGAUCAUUCCAGAGAAAGGCAAGCCUGUGAGCGGUGCAUCCGAUAACUUAAGAGGCUGGUGGAAGGAAAAGGUCCGGUUUGAUCGCAACGGGCCUGCUGCAAUCGCCAAGUACCAGGCCGAAAACUCCAUUCCGGGUGCUAAUAAUGAAUUGAACCCUGGGACUGCAAGCCCUCAUUCAUUGCAGGAGCUUCAGGAUACAACACUGGGCUCUCUCCUUUCAGCACUCAUGCAGCACUGCGAUCCACCGCAGCGAAGGUUCCCCCUGGAGAAAGGAGUCGCACCGCCAUGGUGGCCGACUGGGAAAGAGGAGUGGUGGCCUGAGUUGGGCAUCCCUAAAGAUCAAGGUCCACCACCAUACAAGAAACCCCAUGAUCUUAAGAAAGCAUGGAAAGUUAGUGUUCUGACUGCUGUCAUCAAGCACAUGUCGCCCGAUAUCGAAAAGAUUCGCAGGCUGGUGAGACAGUCCAAGUGCCUUCAAGACAAGAUGACUGCCAAAGAGAGUGCCACGUGGCUGGCAGUUGUCAAACAGGAGGAGGAGUUAUACAUAAAGCUCCACCCAGAUGCGCGUCCCCCUCCAUCAUCAGGAAGCGGUGUCACAGGGGCCAUCUCCUUUAACAGCAGCUCCAGCGAGUAUGAUGUUGAAGGUGUUGAUGAUGGCAAGGGCGAGGAGGUGGGGAACCAGAAGGUUGCUGUUGAUGGUAAUGCUUUCAACCUGAUUACUGCUGCAGGGAAUGAGAACUUUGUGGUAUCCGGACCAUUGAAAGAAGAGACCGAUGUAGAAUUCAUCCAGAAGAGAGCUGCUGUUGAGCCUGAAAUGAUGCCGAACCAGCGUGUUUUUACCUGCGAUAACAUGCAGUGCAUGCAUAAUGAUGUCCGUUUCGGAUUUACAGACAGGAAUUCGAGAAACACUCACCAGUACCUCUGCAAAAAUCAGCAGAGUCUUUCUCAAGGUAUCUCAGCAACCACUGGUGGCAUGCAGAUGAACGAGAACAAACCCCCAGUUUUCUUUGUGCCCUUAAAUGCCCAGCCAAAUCCCACUGGUCUUGGAUCAAGUGUCAAUCCUAUCAACAUCUCCGAUCUGGGUAUUCCUGCUGAUGGGCAAAAAACGAUCAAUGAACUGAUGAGCUUCUAUGAGAACACCAUCAAUCCUAACAAGAACCAGGGAGGCAUGACUAUGUUGGAUGGGCAGAAUUCUCUUCAGCAGAAGCUUCAAAUGGAGGAUAACUUCUUUGGACAGGGGACUGGAAUGGGUGGCAAUGUUUUUGAAGAGGUUGGCAACUUAAUGCAGCAGCAGCAGUUCUAUGGCCGCGAAGACAUGAUGCCGGUUGAACAGCAACUUGGGAACCAGCCUGCUGAUAUGGGCGCUGACAUCAAUUUCGGCUCUGGUUUCAACAUGUCAACCAUGGGCUACACUGAUCCAUUGCAGAAAGGGAUGGGAGAGUUGGUGCAGAAGCCCGAGUAUCCGAGCUGGUUUUUCUGAAUGAAAUGGAAGAGACCUUGAUCCAAAUGCACAGGCAUUGGGUCAUGCAGUUAAAAUGGUAAGGUCAUCUCAUGCAGUGGAGUAGAAUUCUGAUGCUGAACAUCCUUAUAAAAAUAUCUGAUUUGGCUUCAGGUGAUCUUCUUCCUGCAUUUAGGUGUAGAUUUUUCUUUUUCUUCUUUGUUUAGUGGAACAAAUAUUUAUAUAUCUGAGAUUGCUUCCUAGGGGUUCCCUGGAGGUUCUCCAAGCGAAGCAUUCAGUCAGACUUGGGUUAAGUAUAUGGGGUUGUAGGGUUUGCAUUAGCUGCGGGGAACUGAUGAAUGGAUGGUUUGUAUGACCCAAUCCCGCAUUGAAAUCUUUAUAGACAUCUGGUGUUUAAACUGGUAUUGGGGUUAGUUAAAAUAUAGUUUUGCUUUUGUUUAUAAUUA